CCAAUACAGAAACAAUGGCCGCCGCCUGGCGUUUGUUUUGAAAAAAAAAUACAAAUCCGCGAGUGAGAAAGUUUUUCGUGAUUUAGUAUGUUUAGCGGAGGGUAAAUAUUUAUUAUAAAAUGGGGUUGGGGGAAGGAGGAGGAGAGGAGAAACCGAAGCGAACCAGGAAUUCUCUCGGAUUAUCGAAAGAAAAAGCACAAGACGAAUCUAAAAGAUCUCGUGUGCACGCUCAGCGUAAGUUUGCCCAGGGUGCCGGGGGUCUGAGCCCCCACGUCAGUCCCAUCAAGGAGUUCAGAGUCAGACCUAGAGAUAAUGGAUCUUCUAGUUCUUCAAGUUCAUCAGGUCCAACUGUGUUGGCGAAGGGUGAACGUCCUAAGACAGAAGACUUCUUAACUUUUCUUUGUCUCCGAGGAACUGAACAUCUUCCACCAGAACUAGACUUUUUUAAUCAGGUUACCGUUACAAGUACUGCGGCAACUAGCGACGAUUCUUUCGGUGAAAGCGACGAGGACAAGAGGGAUCCCGAGGUCGAUAAGAACGGUGUCGCGAGGAAGUCUGUCGCGAAGAAGAACGUGAAGGAGAAGAAGAAGGUAGAGAGCGGGACGUCUACUCCUGUAGGGAGGAAGAAGGACGGAUUGAAGAAGGACCAGGUGGAGACGGGAGGACUGAGUCGAGCCCAGUCAAGGGACAGUGCGUCCUCUGUCGAGAGGACGGCGGAGAAGCGACAAACGAGGUCGAAAGCGGAAACCGCCUCUCCAAAUUCCAAGGCCAGCGCAAAGAAUGAAUCUGAUCGCGGUCAGCGUGCCCGGGCUCGUGGUAUUGCCAAACAGAAAGACGAAUCUGAGUCCUCGGACGAUAGUUCGUCGGAGGUGGACGAACCGGAGGAUAAAGGUGGACGGCGGAGUAAAGUUGAUAAAAGUGAAUCUGAGGCGGAUGCGGAUGAGGAAGCCUCAUCUCGUGAAUCCAGUCAGAGACCUAAUACGAGGAAAUCUGAAGGAGGUUUGGCGAAAGCAAAAGCAUCUCCGCUGUCUCGCUUACAGCAGAGGGAAGCUAGAUCUAACAGCCAUGACAGCAGUGGUUCCAAGGAAAGUAUUCAGGCCAGUGUCCGCCCCUCCAGGAAAACGAAAGAAGCAGCAAAGAACUAUCUGAACCUGCUGGGGCAGAAGCUAGCGAGUAGGCGGAAGGACGACGAGGGGGUGGAGCCCCCCAGUAGACAGAGGAGGGAGGAGGAGUGGAUUGAUGAGAACAAGAAGAAGGAGGCGAGGAGGGAGGAGGAGGAGAGGAAGGAGAAAACUAAAGAGGAAGAAGAGAAGAAGAAGAAGGAAGAAGAGGAGAUUGUCGAAACACCGUCGCCGGUUGAGGAGGAGAAGUCGAAUGACAGCAGUAGUAAAAGUCCUAAAGGAGAGAGGAAGCGUGAAGUAAAGAAGGAGAAGAAGGAGAAGAAGAAGAACAAAACAAGUUUAAAGGAUUUACAGAAUAUUCUCCUAGAGGAAGCUAAGAGGAAUAUUGCAGAUAGCAAUCCACUUCUUAGUGCUGUCGCUAUGGUUAGCGGAGGAUCUCCUGCUGACUCGGAUACUCCGGAGUCAGAGGAGAGAAUAACCAUCUCCCACAAGACCGGAUACAUCAACGUCAAGCCGAGGGUCUCCAUCGACAACAUGGCCGACGAAUCAUCCUUCGAACCCUCCAGUCCGGCGCGUCGCAGCUCCCUCUCCGGUCCAAACGGCCGCCGAUUGUCGAAAUCCUCGGAUGGUCGAACUAGUACACCGCCGAGGAAAAUCCUGCCGAAAACAGAAGAUACAGAUCGAUCGACAGAGUCACCGGCCAAUCGGACGAAUCAUUUGCCGGUCGGGGUAAUGGGCGCCGCAGGGUUGUCGAGUAGAAUGUCGAUGGGUUCUGUAGUUAUGUCGAAAUCAACAAUUGUCGCUUCCUCUAAUAUGUCUUCUCCGGUCACAAUCAUAGGUUCGGACAAAUCAAUUGUUCCUGUGAGCAUGCAAACUUUAAACAUUCCUGGAUCUGUUCCUCUCUCCGUUCCAGGGUCCAUUCAAAGCGUUCCAUUGAAUAUUCCUGAUCCAAUCAUGUCUCAGACUAUCAUUGUUCCUGGAGGACAACAAAACCAAAUAAGAAUGCCGCUGCAGGUUUCCACUAUACCUCUCCAGGUUGGGAUGCAAAGUGUUGACCUGCAGAAUGUUCGUCAGGCUGUACAGGUCGGAGUUCGUCCUUCCACUGGUCAGAUAGAUUAUCAGGGUAUUCCAAUAUUAUCUUCUGGAGUUCAGUUUGUUCAGCAAAACCAACUUCAGCAACAACAACAACAGCAGAUGUCUCAGACUAUUGUAACGGUGCCAAAUUAUGUUCGUCCUGGAUAUAUUUACUCCCAACCCAUCCUGAAUAACUCCAUGUCCCUGCAGAACCAGGGACGGAUCAACCAAACCAUCAACGUCUCCGUGUCAGGGAUGAACCAGUUGAGCACCAACAUGGUCCCACUGUCCGUGAGUCAGGCUCCGGUACAGGAGUACGGUGUAGCUACCCUACCCCAGACAAUCACAAUGCCGUCAGGAACUACCAUUCAGUACAAUGUCACGCCGGUCAGUUUGAAUCAACCGAUAUCUACCGGUGCACCGGUCAGUCAGUCCCGGUCCGGGAGUAUACCCGCCGUACCGGUGUUUACCGCUUCCACUAGUAUUAUAGCAACUAAUAAUCCGCCCCUGCUAUCUCCAGGCCCACCCACCCUUUCCCCUCAGAUAUCCGCCAGAUCAAUACCCUCCACGGCGGUCAAACACGUCGCCAAGUUAGACAAUGGACCGCCGCUGUUAACACCUCCGGUUCGGAAGUCGGAACAGUUAACCAAUCCCACGGCGGAAGGGGCGGAAGUUCAAUCCCAACCUCUGCGCCCCCUUCAAAGCCAGGGCGGAGACUCCGCCUUUUCUCGAAGCACAACAUCACAUUCCAACCGAACUACGCCGGCUCAGGCAGUUAUUCGGACUCCGUCCGUUCACACCGCAUAUACUCAGGCGAAUACCUAUCCCAAUAUGGCGGGCUCGUAUCCGGCUCCGCUCCAGGUUGAUCCCUACCAGGGAGCAGCUCAUCAUACCUACCAGAGCCCUUAUCAUCAACCUAGUCCUAGCGGAUCCUAUCAUUCCCCGCAGGAUUAUAUACAAGGAAUUGCGAUGGGAUCACCACAUCAUAAUCCUUUGGGAUCCCCUAAUCGAAUGGGAUCAUCACACGGGAAUCCCAUGGGCUCGCCGGGUAGUAAUCCCAUGCUUUCUCCGCAUAAUCACAAUUUAGGAUCUCCCAACCAUCACCCAAUGGAAUCAUCUCCGCAUAGGUAUCCAAUUGGCUCCCCGCCCCUCUAUGCCAGUGCUCCACCCCUGGCGUCCCCCGCAUACCCUGGAGCUUAUCAACCGACCUACCCCGCCUCUACAGUGCAAUACAACUACCCUAGUCAACCAGCUCCACCCCCUCCUGCCCCCAUCCAACACUCCCCUCUCACCCCCUCCAGUUCACAGUAUAGAAACCUGGAGAAAUCCCGUCAGGAGGGAUCCAGUUUUUCCGGAGAGAGUAAACCUCAACCUAACCCUGUCUCCAGUAGCAGUAUUAAUACACAAUCUAUUAUCCAGGUUAAAGAAGAGUCUUUAUCUCCGACCCGUGAUAUUAAACCGCCGGAAACAAUUUUAAAAGACUCAAAACCUUCCACGGAGAAGUACUCCUCAAUGACUAAGAAAAAAUCUGAAAAGUUUGGAAAAUCUAAAACUACUUCCCUGACGCACAAACCUAUUACGCAUUUCAAUGUUGAGGACGAUAAAAGUAGUCCGUACGCAUUUGACUUUGAGAGUUCGGAGGCAACUCCUCAGAUUCCGUUUAGAAAAUCCUCUUCUCCGCUUAAACCUCCGUCGAUGAUCAAGAAAUCAAAAGUCAACCUUGCUGCAGGUAAAGGUGUUGACAGAAGCUGGAAUACCCCUGUCUCCGAGACCUCCAAACCCCAACCUGGAAAUUCCAACUCCCGAACCUCCAGCAGUAACCGGGAGGAUCGGAGGCAGGAUGAGGACGGGAGUUCAAGUGACAACGAAACAACAUAUUUCAUCCCGCUGCAAACCUCGGGUCAGUCCUUUGGUGUGGCGGUCAAGCUAGGUACAGACGGUCCUAGCGGUCCUAAUCAGAAGGUGAUAAUGACCGCUAAGCUGGUGACAAACCCCUCGAAGAAACCGAUGAAUGCGAAGAUACUCGGGAGUAAAACGACGGAGUCUAAGAGUAAUCAUUCUCCGCUGGAGACGGAGGAGAGGUUGAGUAGUACUCCGGUUAAGGAACCAAUUACUCCGAGAAAACUUCGGAUGCCAGUAGCUAGUCCUAUAUCUCCUAGUUAUCCCUUGGAUUCAAGUAUAUCACCUAUAUCGGAUAAACCUAGACCUAGGAUGCGUCGAACUGAUGACGGAAUUGACUUGCAACCACCUUCUGUUCAAUCCAAGGAGCCUUUUCCUACUGGCGGGAAGAAGCGUCCAAUAUGUUUGAUCGGAAAUGUAAACACUGGAAACCGGUUUCCUCGUCUGGGUCAACACGCGCAGAUGAUGGAAGCUCCAACAUUCCGGCCAACCGAGGCCGAAUUUCAGGACCCCAUCCGCUACAUUCAGAAGAUUCGGCGACACGCUGAACAGUUCGGCAUAUGCAAAAUCGUCCCUCCGCCCAGCUUCAAGCCGGAGUGUAAUGUGGAGGACGAUUUACGGUUCACGGCGUAUAAUCAGUAUAUUAACCGAAUGUUCAGUAGAUGGGGUCCUAACUCUAAAGAAACUGCUGCUAUCAAAAAGUACCUGGAGACUCAAAAUGUGGACACUCGAGCCCACCCCCUGGUUGGUGGGCUUGAGGUCGACCUCCCCGCCCUCUACCAUGCCGUCCAGAGCUUCGGCGGCCUCUCAGAGGUUAUCCAAAAGAAGAAAUGGGGUAAAAUUGCGGAAUAUCUGCGCGUGGCGCGCGGCACCCAUGCUUCGGGGAGCAAGUUGGAUGAUAUGUAUGUAAAAUGGCUGCUUCCGUACGAUACUUUGUCAAACGUUGAAAGAGAAGAACUCUUAAGAUUAGUUGAGGAGGAGUGGGCCGAGCAGAGCAGAGACAGGGCGGAGAAGUCUAGGUUGAAAGAGGAGAAUACAGAACUAGACAACCAGGAGGAUGAGGACGAAGAAGAAGAGGAAGAUGAUAUGGAGGCGGUUGUAAAGGGGAAAUCCACCAGUUUAGCGGCAUUUUAUAGAUUAUCAAGAAACCUGCUUUCAACAGUUUUUAGGGAUGUAGAGGACCCAGCUCCACAUGAGGCUGAGGACGAAUACUGGAAGAUUGUGGCGGACAAGGACGUUCAUAUGCAGGUAUGCCAGGGUAGUAUUGAUACUGGUAUACUGGGAUAUGGGUUCCCUGUUAGAAACUCUCAGUACUCCACCCACCCCUGGAACCUCAAGAACCUAACAAAGAACCAAAGAUCUGUUCUCCAGGCAAUGGGAAGUGUAAUGGGAGUAACCGUUCCAACCCUUCAUGUUGGUAUGCUGUUUACCAGCAGUUGUUGGUACAGAGAUCCACAUGGUUUACCCUGGAUAGAAUACCUACAUACAGGGUCUGCUAAGAUCUGGUAUGGUAUCCCUGAUCAUCAUUCCUUGGCCUUCUAUACUGCAAUGAAACAGUUGGUUCCAAGUUUCUGUAAGAACCGUAAGAUCUGGUUACCAAGUGAUACAACCAUGGUGUCUCCGUCUCUUCUCGUCAAACACGGCGUCUCAGUCUCAAGGGCAGUUCAGCAGCCCGGUCAGUUCAUUGUUAUCUUCCCCAGGUCGUAUACGAGCAGUGUUAGCACAGGGUACUGUGUCUCUGAAUCUGUUUACUUUGCUACCAGUAGUUGGCUAGAUGAGGCAGACAUCAUCUUUCAGGAUAUCAAAGACUCAAUGGAGCCAAUGAUGUUCCCGUUGGAGAAAAUGUUGUUUGCAGUUUCUAAAUUCAAAGGAGCGACAAAAAAUACAUUACUGAAUAUUAAACCAAAGAUUGCUUUGAUUGUUAGUCGGGAAAUAGCUCUCCGAGAGAAGAUUGCUGGUUUAGGAGUUAAGAAGUUUGAACGUUUAAAGCUAGAGAGGAAAGGGGAGGAGGAUGAUGAAUAUGAGUGCGCAGUCUGCAAUGCAAACCUUUAUCUAUCACUGAUCGGAAAUGAGGAAGAAGAAUCAACCUUCUGCCUGCUGCAUGGUAUUCAGCAUAUCCAGGGGAACAAGAAGAAGUUGAAGCAGUGUAUGUUUAUGUUUAAUUAA
Eurytemora carolleeae is the source of this 6260-nucleotide messenger RNA. RefSeq lists its product as uncharacterized. The transcript is spliced from 34 exons. The record is from RefSeq and is a predicted model, not a curated record. Gene Ontology annotation, molecular function: histone demethylase activity; DNA binding. Gene Ontology annotation, biological process: chromatin remodeling. The coding region runs from base 120 to 6260 and encodes 2046 amino acids. Gene Ontology annotation, cellular component: nucleus. NCBI's taxonomy places the organism in Eukaryota, Metazoa, Arthropoda, Copepoda, Calanoida, Temoridae.